This is a messenger RNA of Pistacia vera, 3701 nucleotides long. RefSeq names its product transcription factor LHW-like. Lineage: Eukaryota; Viridiplantae; Streptophyta; Magnoliopsida; Sapindales; Anacardiaceae. The record is from RefSeq and is a predicted model, not a curated record. The transcript has 10 exons. Gene Ontology annotation, biological process: regulation of DNA-templated transcription. Gene Ontology annotation, molecular function: DNA-binding transcription factor activity; protein dimerization activity. Bases 323 to 3178 code for a protein of 951 amino acids.
UCAUUAGUCAUUACACAUACCAACCAAAACCUGAAACUCAAAAACUCAAAACUCAAUCUCAACUCUCAACUCUCAAAUCUCAACUUCAAAUGGCUGCCACCAACACUUUCGAAUACACUUUCGUGUUUAUUUAAGUUUCAUAUAACUCAUAAUAAACAUGGGUUUCGGAAGAAUGAUUGGUGGAAACUUGGAUCCGGAGAGAAAGAGGAGUGGAGGUUUGAGAACCAAACAAGCUGGAAGAGGAUCAUGCCGAGGAAGUUAGAUUCUUAGUCUUGUGUUUUCUUGUUACUGAUUUGUUUGUGGUAAAAAAAUUCAAGAAAAAAUGGGUAUUAUGUUAAAAGAGGUGUUAAAAGCCUUCUGUUCUUCGAAUCAAUGGUCCUAUUCUGUGUUUUGGAAGAUCGGCUGCCAUAACACUAAGUUAUUAAUUUGGGAAGAACAUUACAAUGAAUCAUCACUAAAUCCUGAAGUACCUUUUGGAGAGUGGGAAGGAUGCUGGGGUUCUUCUGAAAUUAGCUCCUCUCAGCUUGGGAAUCAAGCAGGAGACAGAGUGCAACAGCUAAUUAACAAAAUGAUGUUGAAUAAUCAUGUUCAUGUAUUAGGUGAAGGAAUAGUAGGGCGGGCUGCAUUCACAGGAAACCACCAGUGGAUUCUUGCGAACAAUCAUAUUAGAGAUGCCCAUCCGCUAGAGGUUCAAAAUGAGGUGCAUCUCCAAUUUUCAGCUGGCAUGCAGACAGUUGCUGUUAUACCUGUUCAUCCUCAUGGCGUUGUUCAAUUUGGUUCUUCCUUGGCCAUUAUUGAGAACAUUGAAUUUGUAAAUUAUGUGAAGAAUAUAAUCCUGCAAUUGGGAUGUGUCCCUGGAGCUCUUCUUUCUGAACAUUAUGGAGCAAAAGAAUCUGAUAGGAAACUUGGGGUACCUGUUUCUAGUGAAAGGCCUGUUUCUGUGGAUCCAUCUGGAAUUUAUAAAGUGACAAGCUCCACUCCAGUAACUGCUGGCAGCUACAAUCAACAGAGCAGCUCAUCUCAACCAUCAAGGCUAGUUGGUCAAGUUUUGGGUUGUCUAGGUAAACAGAUUCAGCAUAAUGUACAAGCUAGUGCGUCAACAUUUCAAACUCCUAAUGUGGCUCAAACUUCAGUUAAAUCCCAUGAUGAUCACUGUGAACCAAAAUUUAGUCAAGUGUUGAAGCCGAACCUUCCCUUCGGAGAUCAAUUGGGGAAUGGAGGUGUGGAUGCUGAAGUAAUCCCCACAAAUUCAGAUGUGUGGCUGAAUCAGCAGGCUUCUUUAUGUAAUUCAAGGACUGCAUUCAAUUAUCAACCUACUUUUGAUCUGUUAAGCGGCAGUUGUAGCAGCCUUAAGUCAGUUGAGCAGAUUUUGACAGAUGCUGCUGUUCGAGGUCAUGUUACCAAGAAUGCAAAUGAAGUAAAUGGUGAUAGAUUUGUGGGUUCUCAGUUGAGAAAAAUUGGAGGGUUAAAUGGAGGUUCUGUUCCUACACAAUUGCUUGAGGGAAGUGAGCUAUGUGGCAGAAUGAUUGGUCAAAUAAGUUCAAAUUCACUUUCAUGCUCAAAAUCAAAUCCGCAGAAACUAGCAGAUAGUAAUCUAUAUGGCUCUUACCUGGCUGGUACGGGGAUUAAAAAUUGCAAUUCAUCAAAAGUGGAGGAGUUUCCUUUGUCUGGUCUGGUAGAUCAAUUAACCAUGAGCCACAUGCUCUCAGGAGGCUCCAGUUUGUCAGAUGUUAAGCAUGGUCAAAAUGAUUUGGCCUCUAUGAAGGAAAGGGUGAGCAAUGAUAUGUUUCAAGCAUUUAACAACCAUCAUCCUCAUGAAAGUAUGUUGUUGAGUGGGCAAAUUCCUGGAUUUAUUUAUGAUUGCCAAAAGCAUGACAAUGCAGAUACAGCUCUAAGGUCUAUCAAUGCUAAAUUUGAAGAUGGAUUUGGGCAACCUCCAUCAGGGGAUGACUUGUUUGAUGUUUUGGGUGUUGAUUUUAAAAAUAAGCUCCUCAAUGGAAACUGGAACCAUUUUCACGCAGAUGGGCAAAAUCUGGGUAAGGUUAGUUCAAUGUGUUUGAAUGAGCCAGAUGUGAAUUCUGAUUUUUAUUCAGUUAAUGAAGGUUUAUCAAACACUGUCACAUUCUCUGGGAUGGGAACUGAACAUCUUUUAGAUGCCGUGGUCUCAAGGGCUCACUCCAGUGCCAAGCAGAUUUCAGAUGAUAAUAUGUCUUGCAGAACAACAGUGUCGAAGAUUAGUAGUUCCUCUAUUCCUGGUUCUUCUCCGUCCUGUGGUCAGGUUAAUUUGUCUAAUCUAGUGCAAGGGGAGCUAUUUGGCCUGCCUAAGUCCAUGGCAAAGGUGGGGACUGUAGGAUCAACUUCUUUUCAAUCAGGCUGUAGUAAGGAUGAUGGGGCGAGUUGUUCUCAAACUACUUCCAUUUAUGGAUCCCAUAUCAGUUCUUGGGUAGAACAGGGUCAUAGUGUGAAGUGUGAUGGUAGCGUCUCGACUGCAUAUUCUAAAAGGAAUGAUGAAAUGACUAAAUCAAAUCGCAAAAGACUUAAACCUGGAGAGAACCCUAGACCUAGGCCAAAAGAUCGUCAAAUGAUUCAAGAUCGUGUGAAAGAGUUGCGGGAAAUUGUACCCAAUGGGGCAAAAUGUAGCAUAGAUGCACUUCUAGAGCGUACCAUUAAGCAUAUGCUUUUCUUGCAAAGUGUCACUAAGCAUGCAGACAAAUUUAAACAAACAGGGGAGUCUAAGAUUAUCAACAAGGAAGGUGGAUUACUGUUAAAAGACAACUUUGAGGGAGGGGCGACAUGGGCAUUUGAAGUUGGUUCACAAUCUAUGGUCUGUCCUAUCAUAGUCGAGGAUCUGAAUCCGCCUCGACAGAUGCUUGUGGAGAUGCUUUGUGAGGAACAGGGUUUCUUUUUAGAAAUAGCUGACCUGAUAAGGGGAUUGGGAUUGACUAUCUUGAAGGGGGUGAUGGAAACUAGGAACGACAAGAUCUGGGCACGCUUUGCGGUAGAGGCAAACAGGGAUGUAACAAGGAUGGAGAUAUUUAUGUCACUUGUUCGUCUUUUGGAGCAGACUGUGAAGGGCAACACAUCAGCCAAUGCUUUGGAUAAAAAUAUGAUGGUCCAUCACUCAUUUCCCCAAGCCACUUCUAUACCAGCGACUGGUAGGCCCAGUAGUUUGCAGUGAGCCACCUGCUAAAUGCUUUUUCGGGUCUGGAUAUGUUAAGAGCAAGCUCGGUGCUGCUUGCCAUGACUAACAUGCAUUUCCAGUGUAAGGUCUUGGGUGGUUUUAACUUUAACUGACUAGUUUAACCUCACUCUUUUAGAAGGGGAGAUCUGUGUAGGUAGUUAAUGUAGUCCUCAAGAAGUUUGGAGUGUGCGUUCCUUCUGGAGAUGUAUAUCUGAAUGUUUGAAUCCGAUGCCUUCUGAAAGAAUUCAACCAUGAAAGAUAAUUCUUAAAAGAGGUUUGGUUCUAUGGUGGAUGCACUACAAAAUUUUUAGUGCUUUAAUUUUAUAGGCAGAGGGUGGGUUGCAUGGUAGUGGGUUUUAUGUUUAACAAAUGUAUAAAGCUCGGGGGGGGUAUGAAAUGAAGGUAUUAAGGUGUUUCUUCAGCCAGACUGUUUUCUUUUCUUUUAAAUUGGUUUUUGUGUGGUUAUAAAUUUUACUUUUGUUUUAUGACGACUGAAUAUGAUGAAUAUCUUCCUUCUUAA